Molecule: messenger RNA, 2046 nt
Organism: Ipomoea nil (Japanese morning glory)
Lineage: Eukaryota; Viridiplantae; Streptophyta; Magnoliopsida; Solanales; Convolvulaceae
Exons: 2
Coding region: 1-2046 (681 amino acids)
Biological process (GO): DNA integration
Molecular function (GO): RNA-DNA hybrid ribonuclease activity; nucleic acid binding
Source: RefSeq, a predicted model, not a curated record
AUGCCCUUUGGACUUAAGAAUGCCAGAGUUACUUAUACCCGGAUGGUGGCCCGGCUGUUCCAAGAUCUGUUGGGAAAAUCCAUGGCCGCGUACGUGGACGACAUGCUCGUCAAGAGCCAAGAAAAGGGCGAGCAUGCGAGAGAUCUGACCGAUUGCUUCCAAGUAAUGAUACGGUAUAAUCUCCGACUAAAUCCUAAGAAAUGUGCCUUUGCAGUGCAAGGCGGAAAGUUCUUAGGAUAUAUGGUUACUAAACGAGGCAUUGAGCCUAACCCCGAGAAGGUUCAAGCUAUCAUCGACGUGCAGCCUCCCAGUACCGUCAAAGACCUGCAGCGGCUAACUGGACGACUGGCUGCCCUUAGUCGCUUCUUGAGCAAGGUGGGUGAACCUCUGUAUUUAUACUUGGCCGCCUCCCAGAAGGCGGUGAGCUCUGUGCUGGUCCGAGAAGAGGAACGUGCACAGCACCAGGUGUAUUAUGUGAGCCGCUCUUUGAAAGCCGCCGAGACCCGGUACACGGCCUUAGAAAAGAUAGUUUAUGCGCUGGUGAUCACCGUGCGCAAGUUAGCGCCUUAUUUCCAAGCCCACACUGUCCGAGUGCUGACUGAUCAACCUUUGGGGAGCGUCUUGCGGAACCCCUUGUCGUCCGGUCGCUUGGUGAAGUGGGUCGUGGAAUUAACCCAGUACGGGAUCGAGUAUCAACCACGGCCUUCCCUAAAAGGCCAAGCCUUGGCCGACUUCUUGGUCGAAUGCACAGUAAGUGAAGAAGAAAAGGUACGCACUUCGGAAGAUGACUUCGGCAAAUGGUGGGAGAUGCACGCGGAUGGAGCCGCUAGUCGACAACAUUGCGGGGGUGGAGUCAUGCUAAUCACUCCAGAAGGAUUCCGACUGUAUUACGCCCUGAGCUAUUUGUUCCCAACAUCCAACAACGAGGCCGAAUAUGAGGCAGUGCUGAAUGGUCUUCGACUCGUCAAGGGACUGGGAGUCGAACGAUUGCGGAUCAAAACCGACUCUAGAUUAGUAGUUGGGCAGAUCUCCGGCACGUGUGAGGCUAGGAACGCCCGGAUGACCCUUUACAGAGAAAAGGCGGUGGAGAUGCUAAAAGAGUUCAGGGCCUACGAAAUAGAAUAUAUCUCUCGGGCAGACAACGUGGAAGCCGACAUACUGUCCAAGAUCGCACUGCCGACAUACUGUCCAAGAUCACCGGACCACCUCGUUAAGAUUUGCCAGAAGGAAGAGCUGAGUCGGUCGAGUAUCGAGGAGACGCCGUUGGAAGUCCGGCAGGUGACCCGCGUAGAAUGGGAUCGGGAAAAGAACCCCGAGAUGUUUUGGAUCGAAGAUAUCCGACGGUUUAAAGAAACGGGCGAGUUGCCCAAAGACGCAGGAGUCGCCGCUAACGUUCGACGGAAGGCCCCUUCUUUCCAAAUCCUCGAUGGACAGCUAUACAAGCGGUCAUUCGGAGGUCCUCUUUUGAAAUGCCUGCUCAGACCCGAGGCCGAGAAGAUAAUGGACGAAGCCCAUAGAGGCAUCUGCGCCGCCCACCAGGGUGCCCACACACUCGCCCGAAAACUAGUCGUCCAAGGAUACUACUGGCCAACCAUGAUGCGGGAUUGCAUCGAGUGGAUAGCGAAGUGUGGCGUGUGCCAAGCCUUCGCCAGGAAGGACACGCGGCCAGCCACCUUUUACACCCCGGUCACCACGGCCAUUCCUUUUGCUAAAUGGGGAAUCGACUUAUUGGGACCGCUGCCAGUCGCCCCGGGAAGCUUGAAAUUCUGCGUAGUGGCCAUCGAUUACUUCACCAAGUGGAUCGAGGCCGAGCCUCUAGCCACCAUCACCGAAUAUCAAUGUCGACGCUUCCUAUGGAAGAAGGUGAUUUGCCGUUUUGGCCUGCCCGAACAUAUCGUUAGCGACAACGGUCGACAGUUCGACUGUCAGGCGUUCACCGACUUCUGUUGCCAACACGAUAUCCGUCACACCAAGGUAUCCGUGGCAUACCCCCAGGCCAACGGCCAAGUCGAGAACGCGAAUCGGACCACAGUGGACAGGAUCUGA